ACCCCCAGAAGCAAAAUAAGGUGAGAUACAGCUUAGUCGAGUUAACUGUUUAAUAUGUGGAAAUGAUACUUACGAGACGGCUGUAGCCUGAUGAAUCAUGCUAACAAUUGAUUCUUUUAAACGACCGUGACGCGAGCGCCAACCGUCUGAGAAGAGUAUUAUGGUCUGUUAAGAGAUCAAGUGAUCGUGCACAGGAGAAAAUCCUGUCUUGUUUUUUACCUUCCGAGUUUUGUGGCUCAUGAAUAGGAUUUGUCUGUGGCACAGCGACUUUGAAUCACCCGUUGAGCAUCUCUAUAGGCUGGUAAAUGGAUAACUAGGAUUUGAGGAAUGCAACAUUACGAGUGCUUUUAAAAGAAGCAACCUUGCAUUGGGUAUUAUUUGACGCCAUUUGAAAAAAUACUCUACUGUUGACGUGACUUCUCGAGAAUUUUGUCAAAAACGCAUGAUGUCUACGGGGCUGGAGAAAGUGGAUACCAUAGACGAUAUACAAGAAGCUUGCGAAUUAGUUAAAUCUUUUGGUCUUUCAACAAAAGGCUUAGAUUCGUUAAAUGAGGUGAAGAACAAACUUCGUGAGCAUUUAAAAGGGUUGGAGGAGACUUCGUCGCGAAAGAUUGGAGAGACACACGAAGUUAUCUCCAACGCUGGGAAAUCGGACGCUGACAAACGCAGAAAGUUGCUCGAUCUUUAUAAAAGAACUGAGCAGUUCAUGGGUCAGUUUGAGGCGGAAUUUUUGGAAAUACUUGAAAAGAGCUUCGAAGACCUAAACAAAUCUUUGCAAGAGAGAAAACAGAAUGUUGAACCAAGUGAUCAGUACGUUGUUCUUGUUGCAGGUGAGACUAGCGCUGGAAAAAGCAGUGUAAUUAAUCUCAUCUUGGGAGAAGACCUUCUUCCCUCUAGAACACUAAGCACCACGUCCACAAUUUGCGAGCUGAAAUAUGGAGAAAAGCCGAUGGUCGGUGUACACUACAAGCCUAAUGGAACAAAAACUCCUGAACCAGCAUUCCACGAAUUGAAUGAUGGAAGUAAAACCUACAAAGAACAAAUAGAGAAGUUUGUGUACGUCAAAGAAGAUCGAGAGAAAACACCUUACGAGAAAAUUGAACUGUUCUUUCCACACCCUUUGUUUAAGGAGAAUGUAAUGAUCGUUGACAGCCCUGGUGUAGGAGAAAGCGAUGUCAUGAGUAGUUUUGUUCUCAACUACCUGCCGCGGGCCUUUUGUUUCAUGUACGUUCUCUGUACAUCCAAUGCUGGAGGAAUUCAGCCCGACAGGUUAGGAAAGCUACUCACGUGCGCUCAAGAUCUGAGGAAAAGUGCCAACUUGGAUUUGUCACUAUCAGCUGCCUGUACGUUGUUUGUCUGCAACAAAUGGGAUUUGGUUGAGGACAAUGAACGCGAAGAGGUGAAAAAGGAUACGGUCAAAAAGCUCACAAGAAUACUUGGUAACUUCAAUCCGAAAUCGCAGAUUGUCUAUUUGUCAUGCAAAACCGCGCAGUUAGCUCAGACCUAUGGGGUAGUGACAGAGGAUUUCAGCAACCUAAUAACAGGGAUUAGUAAUCUCGUAGUUUCGUCCAUGAAGAAUAAUCUGCAGAUGAAUACUAGAUGGUUGGAGGAUCUCCUCGAUCGCAUGUCUCGUCAAGUCCGCAUAAGACUGAAGUCAGCAAAAAUGUCUCAUCAGGAAACAGAAGAAAAAAUCAAGAGACUGUUAAGCCGCAUGGAAGAGCUACAGAAUUCUCAGAAACGUAUAUUUGAUGAACUUAGUGAGCAUCAGUCGAAAAUAUUUGAAGACAUCCUCGAGAAGCUAGCUUUGCACUUUAAAUCGGAGGGAACUAUCUCGAGUUUCUGCGACUGGUCUGAAGAAGAGGUCCCCAAACCCCUUGGGACAUGGCGGGAAACAAAGAACGAGGUGUUAAAGUGCGUCUCAGAGAGAACACACCAAUUUGUUCAGCACUGGGAAAACGAAGAGAACGAAUUCGACAGAGCUCGAGUGUCAUUGAUCCAACAUUGUUGCAAAAAGUAUGAUAUAAUGGAGGAAGAAAUGCGCGAAGUAGCAGAAGAUUUUUUUAUCGUCGACGAGGUGGAGGGCGAUCUUCCACAGGAUGAAGGUGGACAAAAUUUGAAACGAUCUAGAGUAAGAAGAAGAUUACAAACAAGUACUGCUCCGCCAUGGCUUCGGCAAGGAUUGGCAUCAGUGGUGGUAGGGUCUCCACUUAGUAUCCUCGGAACCAAACUUAAAAGGAAGCUCCACUACAAAACCAAACUGGACACGUUCCGCGAUGAUCCAUGUGCCUACAUGUCAAAGCGAUCACAGAAAUGCCUCAAAGUUAUUUCUACUCGAGACCGCUUGCUUCCGUUCAUCAACGAACAACUAGAAGACGCCGUACUGUACCUAAGACGGAUCAAGGAGAAGAUUCCAAAGCUGAGAGAAGGUGACGAGCUGAUCUAUCAACGGCUACUUGAAGACGAGAGAGGCAGUACUGAGAUUCGGAAGAUCUACGAGCCUUUAAACAACGAGCUGGAAUCUCUGAGACGCGAAAUAACCGUGUACACUCUGCGAGAGAUCAAGCAGUCUGAUUUCGCAAGAGAAGAGUUAGAGUGCGAUUUUGGAAAUUUAGAUUCUGUCAUUGGACGAGGCAGCUUCUCAACAGUGUUUAGAGGCGUUCUUCAUCGCAAAGGAUCGCCAGAGAUCAUGGUGGCUAUCAAGAUGUACAGUGACUUGCUUACCACUAACAAUGUGUGGCAUUUUGUUGACGAGGAACGUGCUUUAAGAAAACUGCGCCAUCCAAACAUUGUGGGUUUUUACGGAACCAAUUUGCACCACGGCCCCAACGGCACCAAAGUGAUGAUCGUCCUCGAGCUUUGCAGUUGUUCUCUCAGAUAUCGAGUACAUACCCAUCCCGAGGAUUCACCCGCUCGAUCGUCGAACGACACAGUCAAGAAGAAAGUGUUAUCAUGGGCACAACAUAUCCUAGAGGCUUUGCAUUAUAUCCACUCAGAAGGAUUCGUUCACCGAGAUUUAAAACUGGAAAAUCUACUGCUGACACACGGCGAGAAAGUGAAACUUGCAGAUGUAGGAGUAGCUAAACAUGAAAAAGAAAUAACAGGUACGAUGGUCGGCACCUCUCUGUACCUGGCCCCUGAAGUGUUUGAGGGUCGAAUCUACAACAGCAAAGCUGACAUGUAUAGUUUUGGCUUUGUACUUUGGGAAAUAUGGUAUGGUGAGCAAGCCUUUCAAACAGCGAUGACAACCUGCGGAGUGUAUCAGCUCGAAAAGAUGAGACAGGGCUGUCGACCUGCUCACAUCGAAGGCACCAAUCAUCCAUGGGAAAUAUGGAAGCAUGUCAUGACUAAUUGCUGGAAUGAAGAUCCACGUGUCAGGCUGACAGCAAAAAAAGCACUGGAAAGUUUUAAGGAGUUGCAGGAGGCUGAGAUUCAACCCAAACGGAAACCAGUACCGCUACCGAGAUCACGUUCGAGGCCACUUUCACAAAGCAAAACGCCUCCUCCAACAAAACCUAAGCCAGCUAGAAGACCAAAUAAGCAAGGUGGAGUGUCUGUUUCUUACUACAAAAAAGUAGAGGCGGAGAGUGUUCACUUUGAAUUAAAAGAAAAGAAGUAACGUAGAGGAGACUGAAAAGAACAAUCGCUUUAUAUCUUAGUAUUCGUUCGACUGCAUUUAAUUUAGGAGGAGGAGGUCCCUGAAAUCAGGGAUGUAACCAAAUUUUACUCAAAGCUUCUAACGAGCUCCAGUGUACACUAAUCGUGUUUUUUAAUGGUAGUUCGUAAACGGCGUGGAUUACAGAUAGUUCCCAAAGGUAAAUUUAUUUCUUACUCGGCAACCGUUUCUCGAAUUGAUUGAAGAGAAGCUACACAAUUUUUUUUUAUUUCACUAUGACACCAUGUUGCCUUUUUAGGGCAUCGGGACGGUCAAAAUAUGCCAAAGAAUAACUCAAUAGAUCAGGCCAAAAAUACGGCCGGAGAGCGGGGCAAAAAUAUGGCUUCUGUGAACGAUCAAACUUUGAUAUUUUUUCUCCGUUUUUUUAAGCUCGUCUUCUUAGGAAAAUAACUUUUCAGUGCAGCAGAUGUUAUUUGACUGUGAAUACAUGAAACUCAUAAAUGAAAUGCAAACUAUGUGAACUAUAUAAACUGUGAAAUGCGAAGAUCACUUUCAUAUCUACAGAUGUUAUCGUUGGUCAUGGUUUCGUUUGUGUUGUUUCCGUCUUUCACUCAUGCCUUCGGGGCUCGGAAAAAAUACAGCGCAGCUCACAAAAUAUCCGCACCUAUUAUAUUUUAAUGAUAAAAUAAGGUGUAUUAUCCCUAAGUAAAUCAAGUUAGUCUAACUUGCCGUCAUCGAUCAGUGCAACGUCUUUGACUGUACAAAGAAUGAAUCAUAAACGUGUUAUAUCUAAGAAAUAGUCCGUAUACUGCAAUACGACUGAAAUUAACUCAUGAUAGGGCGAAAGGGCAUCAGAGCCAAUGCAGCAAGGAACCCCUGUAGCUAGACUUCGUAGGGAGUCCUGGAAUAAAGUUCACAAUUCACUGCAAUAUAUCUACUAAAAUAUCGGUCUUAAAUUUUUAGUCAUUCGGCUUGGAACAAGAGUAUUGAAGGACGAGCCUAUUUUAAAUGAGUUUUUUUGGUUUGAAGCAGGAUUAACUAGUGUUAUUGAGUGACAUUCACGCUCCAGCUAUAUCAUUACAUUAAGCGGCUAUAGCGAGCAAUGAGUUGCUGAAAUCCAUUAAUAAAACGUUAAAACCAACAAUGAUGAUUUAUGUUCAUCCCGAACAGAAAAUCUCUCUCCCCUCCUGCAUCCUGCAUUGUCAAUGAUUUCCUAUUACCCAUGAAGUGAUUCAAUUUCUACGUUUAACUGUUUUAAUACUUGCAAUAUCUUUUGUUUCUGCGGGAACCAAGGCUCGAUUAUUGAAGAUGUGGGUCCUAAAGUUUUCCUUGCACUUUUUCAGCACCAUUACUAGUCUUUCUUCGCCAUCUUUUUUGAGGAGAGAUGUACCGUAGAACUUCACAAUGUGAGGAUGGCCCAACCCCCUGAGAAAGAAAUCAACUACAUACUGUCAAGUAUUACUA
Pocillopora verrucosa is the source of this 5077-nucleotide messenger RNA. RefSeq lists its product as uncharacterized. Gene Ontology annotation, molecular function: ATP binding; protein kinase activity. Gene Ontology annotation, biological process: protein phosphorylation. NCBI's taxonomy places the organism in Eukaryota, Metazoa, Cnidaria, Anthozoa, Scleractinia, Pocilloporidae. The record is from RefSeq and is a predicted model, not a curated record.